CACAUUGUAGCUCCACACUCAUCGUCCCCGUCCAGUCCAUGCGCUCGUGCCAUCCACGCCUACGCGCGCGUGGCAUCUCGCAUGCACCACCAGCGUUUCCCCUGCUCCUCACCCCUGACGCGUUCCCUUCUGCGCCCGUAACUUCUCGCCGGUCGAUGUCACAUUCCCAGCUCAGUCAACACGAUGCAUAUCCCUUGACGUUCGACUGAAGGGCCCUGAAGGGAGAGGAGGGCCGAAGGGCGCAGGGGGAUCUGCCGCGGGUACUCGGCAUGCUUCUCGUCCGACCUCGCUGUUGCACAAGUCGCGUCUGCACAGCCCAGCUCAGCCGCCAGAAGCAGUGUGCCGACGUCUCGCGCGAGUAUCGUUUCUGCGCAGGCUCGGCACGGACGGCAUCGCUCCGGCAUCGCAUAGACAAAAGCCGACGCCAGAGUCCGGGAUGCCCGUGCGGCUGCCCGGGUGAGGGCCAUUGCUCAACAAGCGUGGGACGGCGGCAUGAGGAGUGCGUCGGAAGGAGCGCAUGGCAUCGCAGCGGCUGGGGUUUGCGAGAUGGGGCACCACAUGGCUUGCGGCAUGCGAAAUGGAUCGGCACUCAGCCUGUCCCAAUGAGGCAGGGCACAGGGUUCGGCUGGCGGAGGGCGCUCGGUGCUGCUGGUACGGCCCAGCUGGGCAGGCGGUGUACCAAGCUGCGGACCUCUUGCGCGCCGAGGCGAACAUUGCGGCGUGCAGCGGCCGGAGCAGCACCGAUGAGGAUAUGCGCGACGGCGUCGAGCUGCAAGCUGCGGCGCUCGGAGGUCGGAGGGGCACUACGGCGGCGCCGGUCGCCUUCCAUGCUAGCAUGCGGCACCAGUGCCGGGCGCCGACGGUGCCUUCGACACCCCAUGACGCAAGCUGCUAGCUGUCUCGCCGUCGACGAUGCUGCGUCAACGAGCCGGACCGGGACGCGCGAGUGCGCGCAUGCACAUGCAACGUCUUAGCGUAGGACUCGUGCGUGUGCGACACGGGCAGGCAGGCGGGAGCGGCCUGCGAUGCCGGCCUGGUGGACGAGCUGGCUCACGUCGCCGACGACAGUGAGCCAACACUGGGCGUGCUGCUGGGCGUGCGGUGCGCCGGGCGGCGCGAAAGACUCCGAGAGCCCCUUGCGCCCGACAUCUGGUGCGCCGGGCCCGAUGCCGGCGGCUCGGGACGCUGCUGCGCAUGCGGGCGCUAGCCGUGCGAAGUGUCCGGCCGGGAUGCGCU
Tilletiopsis washingtonensis is the source of this 1236-nucleotide messenger RNA. RefSeq lists its product as hypothetical. The transcript has a single exon. The coding region runs from base 270 to 974 and encodes 234 amino acids. Lineage: Eukaryota; Fungi; Basidiomycota; Exobasidiomycetes; Entylomatales. The record is from RefSeq and is a predicted model, not a curated record.